This is a messenger RNA of Orussus abietinus, 2939 nucleotides long. RefSeq names its product 85/88 kDa calcium-independent phospholipase A2 (gene iPLA2-VIA). Gene Ontology annotation, cellular component: mitochondrion. Lineage: Eukaryota; Metazoa; Arthropoda; Insecta; Hymenoptera; Orussidae. Gene Ontology annotation, molecular function: protein binding. Gene Ontology annotation, biological process: positive regulation of ceramide biosynthetic process; lipid metabolic process. The transcript has 4 exons. The record is from RefSeq and is a predicted model, not a curated record. Bases 169 to 2556 code for a protein of 795 amino acids.
GCACGAUCCUGCCCGUGAGCAAUCUCCCAACUCAUCUCUGUAGUUACCUUGAAAAACUAAAGGAGUGAGUUCGAGCCGGACUCGAUGCGGUGGUGUAUAACCUAGAAGACACGUUGGUUCGCGGCGAAUCAUCACUGAAUUUCUUCUUUCGAAACGGCAUCUCUUACAAUGUGGCUCGGUGCUAUAGCAAGUAACGUCUUUCGUAGUAUCUUUUCUGAUUCUCCGCCGAACGCGGUUCUGGAGGUGAAGCAGCAGCAAUACAGCAGCAGGCAUAUUCACUGCAGGGAGGACAGCAUCGUAUUGUACACUCCGGAUGUCAAGCAUCAUGAGAAGUACGAUGUGGUACUGCACUUACCGUUCACCGAAAGUCUGGAUCAGGCUUACAGCCUGUUCCGCAGUGAGAACGUUACUUUGGCGGAGGAUCGGUUUCUCAUUUACAAGGAAAAGAUCCCUGUGCUAAUUCGGGUGUCCAAAGAGAUGUGCACCACGGGUAACCUUCAAAAACUGUGCGACUUAUUGAUGGAGCAUCCGACAUGGACUUUGGCUCAUCUUGCCGCAUACUUUGCUCUCUACGAAGCUUUCAAUCACGCCGAGGUGAACAGCCAGUUAAACAGCGGCGACUUGGAGACAGGCAUGUCUCCUCUGCAGGUUGCCAUACAGUGCAAUAACCUACGGAUGGUGCAACUGCUGAUAACUUCGAAGAGCUCCUUGGAGCACAUAGAUUACCAUGCUAACACGGUCUACCACUAUGCAGCGAACACGACCAAAGAGAUUAUCCUAGCACUGGGCUCGGGCUUGCCGAACACCCUGAACAGUCGUAACAGCGGAGGCCAGACUCCGCUGCAUCUGGCCUGCCUCAACGACAAGCCUGCAUGCGUGAAAGCUCUCUUGCUGAUGGGAGCCGACGUGAACAUCUCUGCUACGGAGGGUCAGCCAUCGAGUCCAGGUUACGUAGGGGAUUUCCUGCAUAGUAAGCCCAACGUUCUGCACGCAGAAGAUAUGAAGUUUGGUGGGACGCCCCUGCACUGGUGCUGCAGUAGAGAGGCCAUCGAAGCUCUUAUCGAAAAGAACUGUGACAUAGACGCCUUGAACUUUGACGGUCGGACAGCUCUGCACAUGAUGGUUAUCAGGAAGAGACUUCAGUGUGUAUCGGCUCUGCUGGGUAACCUGGCCUCGGUGGACAUAGUGGACAACGAGGGCAAUACUCCGCUGCACUUGGCGGUACACACGAGCACCCCAGCCAUCGUGCAGUUGCUCAUAGGCUUCGGAACCGACAUCAAUGCGAUGAAUUACAAAGGAGAGACGCCGAGGCAUCUCGUCGAGUUGAAAAGCAACGAAGGGCACAAGAUACUCUACAUCCUGCACGCGGUGGGUGCCCAGCGGUGCCCGCCGGUCAUGCAGGACUGCAAGAUGGGGUGUAAAUGCAACGAAACUUACGAAGGAGUGUCCCCGCCGCAGCCACCCACCGCCGUGCCCAGAACCGUUCUGGACCAGAUGCUGUACGUGGCCAGCAUGGAGAAGAUGGCUCUGGACAAGGGCCAGAGCAGUGGCAAGAAACGAAGCCCGGGCGGCAGACUCCUCUGCCUGGACGGAGGAGGAAUCCGAGGCCUGGUCCUGGUCCAGACUCUGCUCGAGAUCGAGUCGGUUUUAAAGAAGAGGGUCGUCGACUGCUUCGACUGGGUAGCCGGCACGUCGACCGGAGGCAUUCUGGCCCUGGGCCUGGCCACCGGGAAAAGCCUGAGGGAGUGCCAAGCCCUUUACUUCAGGAUCAAGGAGGUGGCCUUCGUGGGCUUUCGGCCGUACAGCAGCGAGGGCUUGGAGAACGUCCUGAAGGAGUGCCUCGGCUCGGAGACCGUCAUGGCCGACAUCCCCAGACCCCGAGUCUUGGUGACUGGGGUCCUGGCCGACAGGAAACCCAUCGACCUGCACCUCUUCAGGAACUAUGAGUCGCCGGAGUCGAUUCUCAUGGUCAGCCCGAGCCAGCAAUUUAAGCCCACAUUGGGGCCCAGCGAGCAGCUCGUUUGGAAGGUCGCCAGGGCCACUGGGGCCGCGCCCUCCUACUUCAAGUCAUUCGGCAGGUUCCUCGACGGGGGACUCAUCGCUAAUAAUCCUACCCUGGACGCCAUGAGCGAGAUCCACGAGUACAACCUCGCCCAGAUGGCCGUCGGCAGGGACGACCAGGUGGUCCCGCUCUCUCUGGUGGUUUCCCUCGGAACCGGCCUGGUCCCCGUGAGUCCCCUCACCGAGAUCGACUUUUUUUUCCCGGAGAAGCUCUGGGACACCGCCAAGCUCGCCAUGCGGCUCUCCACUCUCGGCUCGCUCCUCGUGGAUCAAGCCACCUCGUCGGAUGGCAGGGUCGUCGACAGAGCCAGAUGCUGGUGCUCCAUGAUCGGAGUCCCUUAUUUUAGGUUCAGCCCCCAGCUCUCGACCGAGGUCCCCAUGGACGAGAAGAGCGACGAGGUCCUAGCCGAGAUGAUCUGGACCGCCAAGGCGUUCAUGCACGCCAACAGGGAACAGGUGAAGGACCUCGCCUCGAUAAUCGACCAGUACUCCUAGGUGCACGGAAGACGGUCCCCGAGAUCCAUUGACUAAUCCCACGAUUCUUCCCCUAGGGAACGUUUAGGUAAAUAAUCUUGAGCGAUUACGUGAAACGACGAGCGCGUCGAUGCGUCGAUGCGUCGAGGAGUUGCCGAAUUGAAACGGACGUACUCGAUGAAUUAAAUGUUAGAGUUAAAGUAGUCGCUUCAGAGGCGUCGACUAGCGGAGAGCACUUAUCGCGCCUCGAGUAGGAUAGCUCGGGUAACCGUGAACUCGCUAUUCGUCCAGCUCAACCUCCAAGUUACCGUUAGUUAGGAUUAAUAACGAUUCGUAGAACAAUUGCUUUUAUUUAUUGUCGCAAUGCCUGCUAAAGUUGAAUAAAUUAACGAGGAGGACCAGAA